Messenger RNA from Closterium sp. Naga37s-1, 3543 nucleotides. The record is from the annotation of a GenBank genome assembly. NCBI's taxonomy places the organism in Eukaryota, Viridiplantae, Streptophyta, Zygnematophyceae, Desmidiales, Closteriaceae.
AUGCAUCUUCUUCUUUGUGACCUCUGUGCGUUGUCUUUCUUGACAAUUCUCCUUUCUUGCUGUCAGGAUGGCUACGCUGUGGUGGCAGCGGACGGGCCAGGCGAGUUCCCCAUCAUUGCUGAGGCGCGUGCGGGGGAUGAUGCAGCCAAUGUGGUGGUGACACCUGGCACCGUCGCUUACAUCACCACGGGAGGCCCGGUUCCCCAGGGUGCGGACGCGGUGAUUCAAGUGGAGGACACGCUUCCUGUUGACUCCUCCAGUGGUCAGAGGCGUGUGACUAUAGUGAAGGGCGCUACCGUGGGGCAAGACAUCCGCCCUGUGGGCUCGGAUCUUGCUGCUGGCACAGUGGUGCUGCAGGCAGGCGAGCGCGUUGGGCCAGCGGAGAUGGGACUGCUGGCAACGGUGGGGGCAGCACACGUGCACGUGCACCGGCAGCCGCUGGUGGCAGUCCUCUCCACAGGAGAUGAGCUAAUAGACCCCGCACAGAAUGGCAGUGCCACUCUCCCUCGCGGCAUGAUAAGGGACGCCAAUCGCUCCAUGCUGUUGGCUGCUGUGCGCCAACACCUGGGAGCAGCCUCGGCACCACCAGCAGCAUCAGAAGAAGCAGAACCAUCAGCAGCACAAUCAGCAGCAAGCUGUCCGGCCCCUCUGGAUCUGGGAAUAGCAGCGGAUACAGAGGAGGCCGUGGCAGCAGCGUUUGAGAGGGCACUAGCAGCGAGAGCGGAUGUGGUGGUGGCGUCUGGAGGAGUGUCCAUGGGCGAUAGGGACUUUGUCAAGCCAUUACUUGAGCGGCUGGGGACUGUUCACUUUGGUCGGGUACACAUGAAGCCAGGAAAACCGCUCACUUUUGCAACCAUCGAAGCCCCCUCAGAUAAGACGGAUGGCGCCGCCCAGCCGCACCGAACGAUAGUUUUUGGGCUGCCCGGGAAUCCGGUCAGCUGCAUGGUGUGCUUCAACCUGUUUGUGCUGCCCGCUAUCCGGCAGAUGGGGGGUUGGCGCCAUCCCCUACUGCACAGGGUGCAGGCCCACAUCUCCUCUGCUCUCCGCUUGGACCCUGAGCGUCCUGAGUACCACCGAGCAUCCCUCCCCUACGCCCACAUCUCCUCUGCUCUCCGCUUGGACCCUGACCGCCCCGAGUACCACCGGGCGUCCCUCCGCUGGGAGCCAAACCAAAGCGCUGGUGCUGCUUCCGCCCCUGCUGUUGCUGCUGCUGUUGCCUCUCCUUCCACUGCUGGUGCUGCUGCCUCCACUGUGGGUGCGGGUGUGCGAGUGGCGAUUCUGACUGUCAGUGACACGGUGGCGGCAGGCCUAGCAGCAGAUGCCAGUGGCCCCAGGGCAGUGCAGGCAGUGCAGUCACUGCUGCCAGCAGCAGCAGUGGUGGCGACGGCUGUUGUUCCAGACGACCCAGACAAGAUAGCAGCGCAGGUUAAGGCGUGGGCAGAUGGGGGAGGAAUUGCUGUGUCAACUAGUGAGGAAGCGGGUGUGGCAGCAGUGGAUGUGAUUAUAACGACAGGGGGCACGGGGUUCUCUCCCCGGGAUGUCACUCCUGAAGCCUGUGCGCCGCUCUUCCACCGCUCUGCACCGGGCCUCACCCAUGCCAUGCUGCAGGAGAGCCUCAGGAUCACGCCCUUUGCCAUGCUCUCGCGCAUGGCUGCUGGCAUUAGAGGCUCCACUCUGAUCCUCAACCUGCCUGGCAACCCUAAUGCGGUGUCAGAAUGCCUGGCUGCUCUCAUGCCUGCUCUUCCCCAUGGCUUGAAGCAGCUGAAAGGGGACAAGCGGGAGAAACACCCCCGCCACACGCCCCACCCUGGCAUAGCCAAGGAAAAGGGAAGGGGUGCGGAGGAAUCAGGGGGGUUAUGGGGUGGUGGGACGGAGAGAGGAGUGAUGGGUGGGGUUGGGGAUGGUCGCAUGGGGGAUGGUGGGAAAGGGUUUUGCGGGCUAGAGGGAGGAAUGGGGUGGGCUGGCAGGUCACAUGCUGGGAGGGAAGAGGUGGGGGAGGGGGGAGAGGCUGAUGUGGGAGGGGUGGAGGGAGAUGAGGAUGAAGAGGUGGUUGAGGUGGAGUGGGUCGGGGAUUGUGUGAGGGGGGGUGUGUGGCAGAGGGUAGAGGAGUGUGUGAGGGAGUGCGGAGGGGAGUGUGGUGGGGAGUGUGGAGGGGAGUGUGGAGCGAGACAGGAUGAGGAGGAGGAGGAGGAGGAGGAGGAGGAGGAGGAGGAGGAGGAGGAGGAGGAGGAGGAGGAGGAGGAGGAGGAGGAGGAGGAGGAGGAGGAGGAGGAUAAUGAUAGUGUGAUGGGCCUUGCAGCCGCUAUUGAGGCGCCUCAGAAUGUAACGGGCAUCGGCACGAAUCCACGGAACGGCCCGCCGCCUCCUCGGUGCUACGCCCGGCGGCUUCCGCCUCGCCUGGCGCAGCGGAAUGCCGCGGAGAGUGAGGAAGGAGAGGAUGAUGAUGUGGUGGAAGUUCCAAUAGGGGACAAUAGUGAGGAAGAGGGAAGGAGGGGGAAGGUGGGGGACGACGAGGCAAAGAGGGAGGAAGGGAGGAAUGAAUGUGGUGUCCUUAGGGAUGAAGAGAGAAAGAGGGAGGAGGAGAGGGAUGAAGAGGAGGGAGGAGGAGAGGGAGCAGAGGAGGGAGCAGAGGAGGGGGCAGAGGAGGAAGCAGAGGAAGGAGAAGAGGAGAGAGCAGAGGAGGGAGCAGAGGGAGCAGAGGAGGGAGAAGAGGAGGGAGAAGAGGAGGGGGCAGAGGAGGGAGACGAGGAGGGAGCAGAGGAGGGGGCAGAGGAAGGAGAAGAGGAGGGAGAAGAUGAGGGGGCAGAGGAGGGAGCAGAGGAGGGAGCAGAGGAGGAAGCAGAGGAGGGAGCAGAGGGAGCAGAGGAGGGAGAAGAGGAGGGGGCAGAGGAGGGAGACGAGGAGGGAGCAGAGGAGGGGGAAGAGGAAGGAGAAGAGGAGGGAGAAGAUGAGGGGGCAGAGGAGGGAGCAGAGGAGGGAGCAGAGGGAGCAGAGGAGGGAGAAGAGGAGGGGGCAGAGGAGGGGGCAGAGGAGGGAGCAGAGGAGGGAGCAGAGGAGGGAGCGGAGGAGGGAGCGGAGGAGGGAGAGGAGGAGGGAGAGGAGGAGGGGUCAGAGGAGGGAGCGGAGGAGGGAGAGGAGGAUGCAGCAGAGGAGGGAGACGAGAAGAAGGGAUACUGGAAGCUGAGGAAACGCAGGAGGCAGGAGGAGAAGCUCCUGAGGCAGGAGGAGGAGCUCCUGAAGGAGGAAGAAACCCACCUGAAACAGGUGGAAGAACACCUGAAGCAACAGAAAGAGCACCUGAGGCAGCAGGAGGAGCACCUGAAGCAUAAGAGGCAGCACCUGGAGCUUCAGGAGAGGGAUGAGGAGGGAGGGAGGAUGGUGGAGGAUGGAGGGAGAGGAAGAGGGGUUGUGGUGCGUGAUGGGGAGGGGGUGGGGUUGGCGGAAGAUGGAGGGAGAGGAGGGUUUGAUGGAGGGAGAGGAGGGGUAGACGGGUGGAGAGGAGGGAGGGUGGUGAAAGAUGAGAUUGAAGACUGGUUAAGGUGA